Salvelinus sp. IW2-2015 is the source of this 2659-nucleotide messenger RNA. RefSeq names its product solute carrier family 6 member 15 (gene slc6a15). Gene Ontology annotation, cellular component: plasma membrane. The record is from RefSeq and is a predicted model, not a curated record. Gene Ontology annotation, biological process: L-leucine transport; sodium ion transmembrane transport. Lineage: Eukaryota; Metazoa; Chordata; Actinopteri; Salmoniformes; Salmonidae. Gene Ontology annotation, molecular function: proline:sodium symporter activity.
GGCGAUACAGCACCAUAUACGCAGUAGCCUACAAGUGAUGAUGUCUGCCCCGUGUAUGUGCUUCUGUCACAAUUUCAUUCCUUGAUACGCAUCAUUCCGAAAAGGACCAACAUCCCCAUCUUACUGAAGACGACUAAAGCUUUUGGUGAUAAUGAAAAAGUAAACAACUCCAUCACACACCUCCAAGACAGAGUCUUUAUCCGACAGUCCACCUUUAAGCCCUCAGAACUACCAGAACGGAACUGCCUCCCGCUACCAGCCCAAAGACAUUCUGCCCCACGCCCUGGUCUGCUUUAUCAAAUGCCCAAAAACAGCAAGGCCGUCAAGAGAGAGCUUGACGACGAUGUCACAGAGUCUGUCAGGGACCUGCUAUCCAAUGAGGACACGUGUGAUGAUUCCUUCAAGAAGAGCUCGCUGAUUGUGGGUGGCGGCGGAGGUGAUGGGGAAGGAAAGGACCUUAAUGGAGACAUGGACGUGGAGGAUGGAGGCUCGGACGCAGAGGAUGAUGCAGCGAGACCAGCCUGGAACAGCAAGCUGCAAUACAUCCUAGCCCAGGUGGGCUUCUCUGUAGGCCUGGGCAAUGUCUGGAGAUUCCCCUACCUGUGUCAGAAGAAUGGAGGGGGGGCGUACCUGGUUCCCUACCUCAUUCUGCUGAUUGUGAUUGGCAUCCCCCUGUUCUUCCUGGAGCUGUCAGUGGGGCAGCGGGUCCGCAGGGGCAGCAUCGGGGUGUGGAACUACAUCAGUCCUCGCCUGGGGGGCAUCGGUUUCGCCAGCUGUGUGGUGUGUUUCUUUGUGGCCCUCUACUACAACGUGAUUAUAGGGUGGAGUCUCUUCUACUUCUCCCAGUCCUUCCAGCAGCCUCUGCCAUGGCACGAGUGUCCCCUGGUCAAGAACAAAACCACUACGUACGUAGUGCCUGAGUGUGAGAAGAGCUCGGCCACCACCUACUACUGGUACCGCGAGGCUCUGAACAUCUCUGACUCCAUCUCUGAGAGCGGAGGCCUCAACUGGAGGAUGACCAUCUGUCUGCUGGUCGCCUGGUCCAUGGUCUGCCUCGCCAUGAUCAAGGGCAUCCAGUCCUCUGGGAAGGUGAUGUACUUCAGCUCGUUGUUCCCUUACGUGGUGCUGAUCUGUUUCCUGGUUCGGGCUCUGCUCUUGAAAGGCUCUGUGGACGGCAUCCGACACAUGUUUACCCCCAAGUUGGAGAUCAUGCUGGAGGCCAAGGUGUGGCGUGAGGCGGCCACACAGGUCUUCUUCGCCCUGGGCCUGGGCUUCGGAGGCGUCAUAGCCUUCUCCAGCUACAACAAGCGGGACAACAACUGCCACUUUGACGCAGUGCUGGUCUCCUUCAUCAACUUCUUCACCUCUGUGCUGGCCACCCUGGUGGUGUUUGCCGUGCUCGGCUUCAAGGCCAACAUUAUGAACGGCAAGUGUGUUGCGCUGAACACUAAGAAGAUAGUGGGUUUGCUGGGGAACGAGAUCAGCCGUGAUCUGAUCCCCCACCACAUCAACUUCAGCGCCACUGUGAGCGCUGAGGACUACCAACAGAUGACUGAUAUCAUCAGAGGGGUGACAGAAAAGGAUUACCAGCUUCUGGGCCUGGGCUCCUGCAGCAUCGAGGAAGAGCUCAACAAGGCAGUGCAGGGUACAGGCCUGGCCUUCAUCGCCUUUACAGAGGCCAUGACCCACUUCCCUGCGUCUCCCUUCUGGUCUGUCAUGUUCUUCCUGAUGCUGGUUAACCUGGGCCUGGGCAGCAUGUUCGGAACCAUCGAAGGCAUCAUCACACCCCUGGUGGACACCUUCAAAGUCCGCAAGGAGUUCCUCACAGUGGGCGUCUGUCUGCUGGCCUUCUUCAUCGGCCUGCUGUUCGUCCAGCGCUCUGGGAACUACUGGGUGGCUAUGUUCGAUGACUAUUCUGCCACACUGCCUCUGCUCAUAGUGGUCAUCCUGGAGAAUGUGGCUGUUGCGUGGGUCUAUGGGACUGACAAGUUCUUUGAGGAUCUGAAGGACAUGCUGGGCUUCACUCCGUUCCGGUUCUACUACUACAUGUGGAAGUACGUGACCCCCCUGCUGCUCAUCCUGCUGCUGGGCUCCAGUGUGAUCCAGCUGGGAAUGACUCCACCCAGCUACAGCGCCUGGAUCAAGGACCUGGCCAGUGAGAAAUCCCUGAGCUACCCUCCGUGGGGCCUGGCGGUCUGCAUCUCCCUGGUGGUAAUGGCCAUCAUGCCCGUGCCCGUGGUGUUCUUCCUCCGCUACUUCAACAUCAUCGACGAGAACGCCGGCGUCGUCUCCACCAUCUCAUACAAGAAGGGCUGCAUCAUCCAGGAGAUAGCCAGGCCCGAGGAGGAGGAUGACGCCAGCCUCAUCCAUGCCAAGUCACCCUCGCCCAUGCCCGGCAACAGCAUCUACCGCAAGCAGAACGGAGGGGUUCCCGAUUCCACCCCCAACGGCCGCUAUGGUAUUGGUUACUUGAUGGCCGACAUGCCGGACAUGCCCGAGUCAGACUUAUAGCGUGGUGUUUCUGGUACUCCGCCCUACUGGCUGGCCAACCAAUCCCUCUUUUGCGUGCGUUUAGUCGUGGGAAUCGUCAUCUGCAUAUUUUUACUCUUAUAUUUUUACUGUAUAUUCUUUGCACCCCUUCAUGUUGUCCUUUUCCCGU